AUGGGUCAGCAUGAUUCUACAACGCCGCCGGCGCCGGCAUUGCCGGCCACUUCGGCCCGGCCUGCUGCCCAGAGUGGUCGAGGCCGGGUCGCCUGCCAACGAUGCCACCUCAAGAAGACCCGAUGUGAUGCAUCUGACAGGCUCCCGUGCUCCAACUGUGCGGGAAAGUCGUUGGAAUGCGUGCUGGUGGAGUCGCGGCGCGGCAGACAUGUUCGUAAACGCCGCACACCGCAAGAUCAGAGACCGAAAGAGAAGCCGGUAUACACGACUGUAGAUACAAGAGGUCUUCCGGCCUCCGCAAAUCCACAGUCAUACGGGCCGUUGACCAAUGGUGACCAUGCCUCUCAGCCCGUCCUCAACACAGUCUCGCCUCCAAGGAGCAACCGCGUGGUUAGCCCCUCGCUCUCCGACGACGAGUCCCCGGACAUGCUCUAUGCCCAGGUUGCCGAGCGGAGUGUCAACGCCAAUGACAAGCCGAUGACCGAUCUGGGAGACAGCGUCUUCCUAGGCGAGACGUUCAGUUUGACGUACGUGGUUCACGACGUGUUGGCGCCUUUCCUGAGCAAAGAACCUCUCCACCAGAGGUGCUUGCAUGUCUCCAUUCCCGACAACCCCGGCAUGAAGCACCAAGGUCGAUCUCCCCUGCACCAGGACGACCAAGUCGCCGCGAACCAAGCCCGCCUUCUCAAGGAGCGGAAAAUCUUCCAUCGCCUUGCCCCUGAGAUCCUCCAGCAGUUGCUGGAUGUCUACUUCGACUACUUCCACUAUGCUUACCCCAUCGUUGAGAGGUCGGAAUAUCACGAUGCCGCUCAGGCUGUGCGGAGAUCGCAGUUGGUCUUGAAUUCGUUACUCAUGGUGGCGACGACACUGUGUGAGGAAGAGAUCCUGAUCGCCGGUGGCUUUAAAGACCGACACGUCGCCCGCUCCGCCUUCUAUAGACAGGCACGGUUACUGUACGAUGCCGAUGCCGAGCCGGACAAGCUGAACAAUAUUCGCGCGCUCUUUCUCAUGAGUUUUUGGUGGGGGCGCCCUAACGAUCUGAAGGACUCGUGGUACUGGUUGGGCAUGGCGAUCAGUAUUGCAAAGAGCUUGGGCCUUCAUAGGACCACAACAUCAUCCAACUUUGGCCCACGCAAAAGUCAGCUCUGGAAGCGUCUCUGGUGGUCACUGCAGAUCCGUGAUGUCCUUGUCAGUGCAUCUUUAGGUCGACCACGACACAUCUGGCAGGGCGACUGCGACGUCGAAGAGCCCGGUCCCGCAGACGUGAGUGAGCAAUUUGAGCUAGGCGACCAUGACGCUGCUGGCUACUUCAUACAGCUUGCGAAGCUCAGCACACUCAUAAGUCGAAUACUUGACGCAAGAUAUGGAUCAGCUCGAUCGAUAGCUACCUUCGACCAUCGGACGAGUUUGGAGGAUGCCAUGCUGCUCUUCCACGAACAAAUUCCUUCCGAGUUGGUGUAUCGGGGUAUCGACAGUAGCUCGGGUCGUGGACUGUGGGCAUCGAUGCUUCUAAUGACAUAUAACUACGCGAUGAUCUUACUUUGCCGGCCACCACUCAGCCAGUCCGGGCCAGAGCAAUUCUGGGAAUGGGGGAAUACUCAGAAAGCCUUUGCGGCAGCCAGCGCCAUCACUCGAUCCAUGGAGGAUCUGCUUUCCGCCUCACUCGUCAGGCUUUGCCAAGUACAAACAAUCACCGCUCUAUUCAACGCCCUCGCAGUCCACGUGUACAGCAUAUGCACGUCGCAAGCCGCCAACCACGACUUGGCAGAGAUGCGAGCCAAGGUGUGCAUGCUGGGGUUGGCCUCGAUGCAAGAAUCCUGGCCGGUCGGUGGCUGGGUGCUCAAGCUCUUCGACAGGAUCAUGCAGAGGCUUAAAGCGCCUGCUGGGCAUGACAAUCAACCGAUAAAGGACAACGAGCAGAGUAGGCACAGGUCGAAGAGUGAAAAACGAGCAGAGGGAAGACUUGUGCCCUCUCCAGGCAUAAGUUCAGAUUCUGGAGAACGAUUUGGGAGCAUCAUUGGAUCCGGAGUCGAGGAAGUCAGUUCUCCGGACCAAGCAAACCAGGAGAAGGCCAGCAGUGAGGCGACUCAAGUUGCGUUUGGAGCCGCCACAACGCCCCAACCCACGCCCGAAAUGGCUUUGGACUUCUCGACAAGUCUCUUCAGCUUCGACGAUGCAAUGGCCCAUCCUGCCUUCGAUCAGGAAAAGUUCUUUCAGUGGCUGGAUCUGCCGGUUUCGCAAGAUGUCGAUAGUCUUCUGAAGCCAGCUUAA
This is a messenger RNA of Fonsecaea erecta, 2271 nucleotides long. RefSeq lists its product as hypothetical. Gene Ontology annotation, biological process: regulation of DNA-templated transcription; DNA-templated transcription. Gene Ontology annotation, molecular function: DNA binding; DNA-binding transcription factor activity, RNA polymerase II-specific; zinc ion binding. Bases 1 to 2271 code for a protein of 756 amino acids. The record is from RefSeq and is a predicted model, not a curated record. The transcript has 8 exons. NCBI's taxonomy places the organism in Eukaryota, Fungi, Ascomycota, Eurotiomycetes, Chaetothyriales, Herpotrichiellaceae.